Messenger RNA from Saccostrea echinata, 4031 nucleotides. RefSeq names its product VWFA and cache domain-containing protein 1-like. Gene Ontology annotation, molecular function: voltage-gated calcium channel activity. Gene Ontology annotation, cellular component: voltage-gated calcium channel complex. The record is from RefSeq and is a predicted model, not a curated record. The coding region runs from base 158 to 3556 and encodes 1132 amino acids. Lineage: Eukaryota; Metazoa; Mollusca; Bivalvia; Ostreida; Ostreidae. The transcript is spliced from 23 exons.
CUGGGGGAAGUCCCAGUCAAAAUAUGACACCUGAGUAAUAUAGAAAAAAAACACAGAACAGUGAAAUAAUUUGAAUGCUCAUUCUUUUUGAAGACAUCUCCCAAAGAGUCUGGAGUAAAAGCAUGUUCAUUAAAUAAUAAAAACUGUAGGAAUUGCAAUGAUCAAGUGUGUUAACUUAGUUGUAAUUCUUGUUUUGGGAACUUUUGAGCCAGUGAAGGAAACUUAUGGUCAAAAAAUAAGCGGAGAUAUACUGGCCAAUGAAUUAAACAGGGUGGCAGAUGCAGUCGGGAGGUCUUUUAUACAGGAAAUCUAUAACAAGAUGCAUUACAAUGAUCAACAAAGAGAUGGACAGAGGUUAUCACAAGACAUUUCAAAGAAAAUUGCUCAACGGAUGGAAAAUAUAAAAACUUCUUUAAAUGAUCUGAAACGUACCAUGGAGGAUACAUAUGAUCAGAUGACCUCUAGUAACACACACCAAGACUGCUGUGUAGACGGAACUUAUCAGAAAAACCUACACUUUAGAACCAGGGUUUCAUUAGAUAACUUUUGCUACAAUAAGCCAAGCUACGUAGAAAAUGCUCAGAUAAAAUAUCCAACAGUGGAUAUACUGACUACAAUGAAAGACAACCAUCAAAACAACAAAAACCUCCAGUUCCAAUACAUUGCUUUUACAUCAGGACUCUUUAUCAAUUAUCCCUCGACUAAGUUGACUGAUUGCAGUACGUUCGACCCACGGUUCAGACCUUUCUUCGUGUCCAGUACAACUUCUAAUCCAAGAGACGUGGUGUUGGUCUUAGAUAUAUCCGCCUCUAUGAUGGGAGACAAACUAAGCGAGACUAGAGAUGCCGCCAUAACUGUUAUGGAAACUCUCAGUGUUCAGGACAGGAUUGCUAUUGUAUUAUUUAACAAUGUGGCAAGUAGUCCAAAUGGCUGUUAUAAUGAACAACUUGUCCCAGUAACUCGCACAACGAAAGAUGUUCUGGAAAAAUUCAUUAACUCUAAAGGAGCGGAUGGAGGCUCAAAUUAUGAAGUGGGUUUACGCAAAGCAUUCGAAUACUUUAAAACUAACUCAAGUGAAGAGAAUGCGGCGAGAGACAGUAUAAUUUUGUUUGUAACCGAUGGGAACAACAUAGGAGGCAAUCCACUAGAGGUUAUCAAGAACGAGAACCAUAGACUGCAAAACAGAGUUGUCAUCAACACGUAUGGAAUAGGCAAUAGUUUAAGCAGCCAAGCCAAAGAACUGUUGCUGAAUAUGUCUAAACAGACAUUGAAUGAAGAUUCAUAUGGCUACGUCAUAUCCGGGAAAUCCUACAUUAUAACUGAUGUAAUGACGUCAUCUCUUCGGGGAGCCAUGGGGACAUAUUACGACUAUUCCAGUGUCUCCAUAUCUCAAACUCCAACAUACACCCAGCCUUAUAAAGAUUUCUUCAGUAAAGAGUUCGUGGUGACGGGAUGCGUCCCUAUUGUACACAGGGGAGCCUUCGUUGGGGUAGCUUGUGCCGAUGUUCUGCUCAGUGAACUGGUAACAGAAAUUAUUUACCUUCAGCAAGGAGAAUUUUCUUAUGUCUUUAUCAUAGAUGGCGAAGAAAGGACAUUGAUUCAUCCCCUUCUUCCCGAUCCUCGUGACGUCAAUGCAACAGAGUAUGACGUAAAUAACAUCUUCAACUUUGAAACAUCUGGAGAUGUCCAUGUUGUUAUAGAUUCCAUGAAAAGGGCUGAGACAGGACAAAAGACCCUCUUGACCACUAUUUUUGAGACCAGAGGAGACAGAUUGUUUGAUGGGGAUUCCAAAAGAGAGCUUGAUGCUGUCUAUUACUGGGCUCCGAUUGUUGCAUCUGGGAGUAACUUUUCUCUUUGUUUGGUUAUGUCGAAAAAUAACAGCCUGACAACACUCGCCGACCGUUCCCGACCGUCUGUCCAGAGCAAUGAUUUUGUGUACCAUCGUUGGGACUUAACAACCUGGCCUCAACCAUUUUGCAGGCAUUUCAGCAGAUAUGCUACAAAAGCCAAAACAACAAUCAAGCUUACACCAGACGCAUUCUUGGAUCCAUAUGAAUACACGUAUGUUGAAGAGACAGAAACAAGGGUAAAGCAGUAUACAGACUAUCUGUCUGGAACAAUCACAACCAAUCCUGGUCUGAAGGUGGAUGCAAUCAAUUCCAUAAGAGUCACAUACCCCAUUGAAGAUUUUUGGAAGACUAUAUCUUAUCAAGAUGCUCCAUACUUAGUUUGGCGAUACAUAAUGACUGAAGAUGGUGUACAGCGAAUAUAUCCAGGCAUCCGCCUUACGAAUGAUUAUGAUCAUAAAAUUAGACCGUGGUACCGUCGAACAGUUGCCCAGAAAUUGAUUAAUGUUGUGUCUGCUCCGUACGAAGACUCGUGGGGAUCUGGUAAAGUUAUUUCCCUGACAAGGGCAAUUUUGAAAAGUGGGACAAAUCCUGGAAUGAGAUCUAAAAUAGAAGCAGUUAUUGGGACGGACUUCUCCAUUUAUCAUUUUAACCAAAUACUGAAAGACAGAUAUCCAAUAUGUGCCAACAAAACAUCAUACAGCUGCAUUGUGAUAGACAAUAGCGGCUUCCUUGUUAUGCACCCUUCUUACAUUGAAACACCGUAUCCGCUAGAGAAUCGAUUCCAUAUCACAAACAAGGAGGGCAGGAUAUCUCGUUCUCUGAUAUCAUCUGGUAUUAUGUACAGACAGCCAUGCAGAGACACAGAAAAUAAAAAGGAACAGUUCACAUACAGGGUCAGAUUACCACAGUCUCAGCUAAAUGGGGUGGUGUAUACCGAUGAAAAAUACGAAAUACGCCCAGUUACUGGGUCGAAUGUUUUUUUGAUACUUAAAGAAGUACGACAUAUUGAGGACUCUGCAGCAGCAUGCUGUUCUAUGCAGAGUUCCUCUUCUCCCAGUUCACAGCAAUGUGGAGAAGGCACCUGUACUUGUCUUUGCUACAAGGGCUUAGAUUUUAACGAAUGUGAAAACAAAUAUGAAAGCAUGGAGGGGAAAGAUCCUUGUAAUCCUAACCUACCAACUCUGGAAUCGGUUAGUACACCUGAAGAAGACAAAACUAGAAAUUUGGAAACCUGUUUUCCAACCAACUGUCCUUGCCGAAAAACAGAAAGUGAAUGCUUCCGUACUUCCGGCUGUUCAUGGUGUACGAGUUCAAUGAAAGGAACUUUGGUAAAGGGAUUUUGUGACUUGAAGGAAACCUGUCCCUCCAAGCAUUGCGUCAAAAAAGAGUGCAGUUCAAAAUGUUGUGGAUCUGACUGCAUGGGGCCUCCAGAGUCGAAGGGCCAGACGGUGGUGUAUGUUGGAUCGUCUGCAGGUGGCAUAGUUUUCAUAAUCAUCAUUAUUGUCAUCGUUUGUUUCAUCGUCCGACAUAAGCGAAGACAAGAACAUGGAAAUGAUGGUACAUAUAUUGAGCCAACCCACGUACAGGGAAACAAAUCGGUAUGUUCCUCCAGUGAAUCUGUGGAUUAUCAAUCCUCCCACAAUUUUUACGUCACUGGACAACUCAGCGAAACUUCAGAGGAAAACCUGAGUGAACCAGAAAACUAACGAGGGGAAAUUUUACAAACUGUGAUUAUAUAAUUACACAUAUAUAUUCUUUUAAAGAUGAAAAUAGUUUUUUAUUACAGGAUUAGUACCAUUGUUGAUGUAAUACAUGUGUAAACUAUUUUUCAUUAAUGGGUAUGUAUGUGUCUGCGAACAUGUAUAUUCACCUAUAACACGGUAUAAUAUAUUACUGACAAUAUUUCUAAUGUAUCAUUAGUUUGCAGACAAGCAAUUAAAAUAUUUAUAUUAUAAACAAACCUAAUGCACGACAUAGCAUACGGAUAUCAACUUAGACGAUUUAGAGGAUCUUUGAAAUAGGCAAAAAGAGGUGAAUGAGACCAUAUGCUCAUUAAACCAUACUUCUCUCUCAAGCAAAUGCAAAUAUAUGAUAACAAAAUUAUUAAUCGUGAAAAUCAAACCAAAGUUCGUGAAUUUUCAAAUAUGAUUUACGAAUGUUUUGGCGGCUAGUAUAUCAUUG